UUGGGAAAAUGACACAGGAAGUAGUUUCGGCAUCUUGACCCUUUUGCACGCUGGAAAAUGGAAAUCUUGUGAAAACGUGGAUACCAAAAGAAUAAACAGUUACAUGUGAAUCUAUCGACAGUCAGAUAAUCUUUUGUUUGAACUUUUGUCCGUCUGGACUCAGUGUGGCGUCAAGAUGGGGAAGGCACUAAAAAGGAAGAACCUUGCUGACAAGGUCCGUAAAACCAAAGCAGCCACUGAGAUCAAAAACAACCCUUUUGAGGUGAAAAUUAAUCGAAAGAAGUUUGAUGUUCUGGGGAGGAAAACCAAACAUGAUGUGGGCCUGCCGGGAGUAUCCCGCUCCAAAGCCAUCAAUAAGAGAAAAGAGACGCUCUUGAAGGAAUACAAACAGAAAAACAAGUCUAAUAAAUUCAUCGACCGACGUCUUGGAGAAUAUGAUGCCAAGAUGGCUCCAGAAGACAAAAUCCUGCAGAGGUUCGCCAUUGAAAGACAGCGAGUCCAUGAAAAGAGAGACGUUUACAACCUGAAUGAGGAAGAAGAGCUGACUCAUUACGGCCAGUCACUGGCCGAAAUGGAGAAAUUUAAUGACACCGUUGGUAGCGACGAUGAAUCAGAGGAGAAAGGGCUUUUAUCAGCUGAGCUGACUGCGUCCCAUUUCGGAGGCGGAGGGGGUCUCCUGAGGAAGAAAACAUCUGGGGAGGACCAACAUGAUGAGCAGGACAGUCAGAAGACCAAAUCCAGACAGGAGCUGAUUGAAGAGCUCAUCCAGAAAUCCAAGCAGGAGAAGAGGGAACGUCAGGUGCAGAAAGAGGAGGCGCAGGAGCUGACUGAAAAGCUGGAUCAGGAAUGGAAAAGCGUUCAGUCUCUGAUGGUGAAAAAAACACCCAAAGCUGAAGUUGCCGACAAACCGGAGGACAAACCAAAGCCGGAGGAGUACGACAUGAUAGUUCGAGAGCUCGGCUUUGAGAUGAAGGCUCAGCCCUCAGAGAAGAUGAAGACCCCAGAGGAGCUGGCCAGGGAGGAGAAGGAGAAACUGCAGAAACUGGAGGCUGACCGGCUGAGGAGGAUGAUGGGAGAUGAAGGCGGGGACAAUGUGCAGAGUCAAGUCCACAUGUCAGCUGACGACCUGAAUGAUGGUUUUGUCUUGGAUAAUCACGACAAAAAGACUCUCUCCUAUCAGGAUGGUAAGUGGAACAUUGCUGAGGAGACCGAAGAUGACAAAGAAGAGCAGGAAGAGAGUGGAGAGGAAGAGGGUUCGGAGGCAGAUGAAGAGGAGGAUGAGGAGGAGGAAGAAGAAGAAGAAGAAGAUCAAGAGGAAGGUAGUAGUGAAGAUGAGGAGGGCCACUCAGACUUGGAAUCUGAGCAGGAAAGUGAGAAUGAGGACAAACAUGAAGACGAAGCGAGCAGCUCCAAUCAGCAGAAGAGUCUGAGCAGAGAAGAGCUGAAGGCCCAGCAGGAGGCAGCCAAAGCAGAGCUACCAUACACAUUCACUGCACCUGAGAGCUACAAAGACCUGAAAGAUUUGCUUAAUGGUCACACCUCUGACAACCAGCGCCUCAUUGUUGCCAGGACCCAGAAAUGCAACCAUCCUAGUUUAGCUGCAGGCAAUAAGCUCAAGCUGCAGAAACUUGUGGACUUUCUGAUCCAGUACGUGGGUGAGUUGGCUGCCAGGAGCCCACCUGAGCUCAGCACCAUAGACAAGCUCAUUCCGGAGCUAUACUCUUUGUGCCAAAUGUUUCCUGAAGCAGCCUGCCAGUCGAUGCAGAGCAUCCUUGGAGAUGCUGCUCACAGCAUGGAUGAGGUGAUUGAGGUCAAAGGCCAUGCUGCUUUCCCCACGUUAGACAUGCUUGUUUACCUAAAAGUGGCAGCGCUGCUGUUUCCAACCUCAGACUUCAGGCAUCCUGUCACAACUCCUGCGCUGCUUUACAUUAGCCAGACUCUCACUAAGUGUCCUGUGAGAUCAUUACAAGACUUAACCUCAGGUUUAGUGCUGUGCUGUCUGGCUGUAGAGUACGUCUCGUUUUCUAAGCGCUUCCUCCCGGAGCUCAUCAACUUUCUGAGUGGAACGCUGCAGCUAGCUGUGCAGGACAAGGCCUCCACAGGGUUCAUGGUGGUGCCCCCCUUCAAGCCAUCAGGGAAGCACAGUGAUCUGCUUGUGCUAUCUAACUCACAGUCCUGCAGGAGCUGGAGCAAGAAAAACCUCCCGCUGUCUGCUACCCAGCAGCUUGAACUCAAACGUGAUCUGGACAGAGAUCACUACAGGUUGAAUUGUUUGUCUACUUGCCUCGACUUAUUGAAGAGAUGUUGCCUGCUCUACCAAGACCUCAUCUCCUUCACGGACAUCUUCCAGCCAAUCAGAACGCUCCUUUCCAAGCAUCUUUCCACACGAACAUUACCCAGUCCUUUACAGGAGCUUCACAGUCAGAUCUUGGAAGCUAUCAGCAGACCUCCUGUGACUCGCACUCGGCUAGUUUUCGAGAAGAAGAAGCCGAUUCCCCUGAAAUUGCUCACACCGAAAAUUGUGGAAGUCUUAGACUAUGGAAAGAAGCGCGGCAGCACCAGAGAGGAGAGAGAGAAGGAGCGAUUGAAGCACAAGUACAAAAAGGAGUUCAAGGGAGCUCUGAGGGAGAUCAGGAAGGACACUCGCUUCCUGGCCAGAGAAAAGCUCAACGAGGUCAUGAACAGGGAUGCAGAGAGAAAGAGGAAGGUGAAAGAGCUCCUUGGCAGCUUAGCCACUCAGGAGGGAGAAUGGAAAGCUCUGAAAAGGAAGAAGAGGAAAUGAAAUCCAGAAUGAUAGUCUUAAUCUUGUGCUUUUCAUAUGGACUCCUUCGGCUGAGCUGUUAGUUAGAUGCAAGCAGAAAUUCAUGGAAUAAACAGUUUGUCACUUUUU
Girardinichthys multiradiatus is the source of this 2890-nucleotide messenger RNA. It is a transcript of the gene nop14, whose product is annotated as NOP14 nucleolar protein homolog (yeast). Bases 176 to 2782 code for a protein of 868 amino acids. Gene Ontology annotation, biological process: maturation of SSU-rRNA. Gene Ontology annotation, cellular component: nucleolus; Noc4p-Nop14p complex; small-subunit processome. The transcript has 19 exons. NCBI's taxonomy places the organism in Eukaryota, Metazoa, Chordata, Actinopteri, Cyprinodontiformes, Goodeidae. The record is from RefSeq and is a predicted model, not a curated record.